Asparagus officinalis (garden asparagus) is the source of this 975-nucleotide messenger RNA. Its product is annotated as protein phosphatase 2C 37-like. The record is from RefSeq and is a predicted model, not a curated record. Gene Ontology annotation, cellular component: nucleus; cytosol. Gene Ontology annotation, biological process: protein dephosphorylation. Gene Ontology annotation, molecular function: protein serine/threonine phosphatase activity. Lineage: Eukaryota; Viridiplantae; Streptophyta; Magnoliopsida; Asparagales; Asparagaceae.
UGCGGGGAUCGGGGCGCAGCCUUGCACGUGGAUAGUCCGGUUUCGAGUCCGAGCAUCGUGGGGUCCACUGCUGUGGUGGCGGUUGGGAGCGAGUGGGUGGUGUGGCGAACUGCGGGACUCGAGGGCGUGCUCAGCCGGCGGGGGAGAGCGCUGCCGGUUUCCGAUGACGAUAAGCCUGAUCGCCCAGAUGAGCUGGCAAGAAUAGAAGCUGCAGGUGGGCGAGUGAUUUAUCUCAAUGGUGCUAGGGUUAAUGGGAUCCUGGCAAUGUCUCGGGCAAUAGGAGACAAGUAUUUCAAACCAGUUGUGAUACCAGAACCAGAAGUACGUGUUAUGGAAAGACACCCUGAAGACGAAUGCUUGGUGAUUGCCAGUGACGGGCUGUGGGAUGUCAUACCUAAUGAGUUGGCAUGCGACAUAGCUCGGAGGUGUCUAGAGGAGGGAAAUAGAGAGGGUAGUUAUAGCGGUAGUGGAGGGGAGGAACAUCCUUCUCAAGCUCGGUGUAAUCUUGCCACUGCUUUGCUUGCUAGGCUUGCACUCGGGAGGAAGAGCUGCGACAAUAUCAGUGUGAUUGUAGUCGAUCUGAGAAGAGGGCAAGCAUAGAGGACAGUUACAGCUAUUUGUUGGAAGGGACAGCUUCUCUGUUUAUAUGCAAUUUAGGUGAGGAGAAGCAAAGUACAGAAAGGAAAAUGUACAUAGUGAAAAACCUUUUGUUCGAAAGCUUUUUGAGAAUAAUGUGGUGUUUUAUAUUCUGGUGGAGGGGGAAAUGGCGAAGUUAUAAAAUCUGCAAGUGAUGUAUAAACUGGCGUUUGUUCUGAUUUUUGUUUUUUGUUUGUCAUAUUGUAACUGAUCCGGUGCUGAUAAGACGUCGCAGAAAUCUUGGAGAUUUUACUGGUUGGUUAGAUCAACUUGUAAAUGGUGAGAGAUUUGCAUUAGAGAAGGAACUGCUGGUGUUUUAAAAAGAAUUUGCUUCAGGCA